Molecule: messenger RNA, 1529 nt
Organism: Raphanus sativus (radish)
Lineage: Eukaryota; Viridiplantae; Streptophyta; Magnoliopsida; Brassicales; Brassicaceae
Product: probable WRKY transcription factor 36
Exons: 4
Coding region: 267-1427 (386 amino acids)
Biological process (GO): regulation of DNA-templated transcription
Molecular function (GO): sequence-specific DNA binding; DNA-binding transcription factor activity
Source: RefSeq, a predicted model, not a curated record
GGAUUAUUCAAGAAUCGAGACGAAGUUGAGAAUGAUUCCAAUCAGAGCUGGUAUUAACAUGGUGAUGAUCACCAAUAGAAAACAAUAUUUUUAGUUUGUAUUUCCUCUUACUAAAAUGCAGAGUCAAUGUAGGCUCCUGACUCUUUAUAAGAAGCUACAACUCUACAUAUAAUUGAAGAGUAUAAAACUCUCUUUUUUUUCUUGCAACAAAGAACAGCCGAAAGAGCAGAUCCAACUGUUCUCAAGAUCUGAAUCAUAAGUAUAGUAUGAUCAAAGAGAAGAUCAGUUCAUGUGUUCAUCCUUCCGAUGGUGUUAUGGCAGAAUCUGAUAAGGAAGUGGAGCUUGAUGCAACAAAAGCCAAGUUGGAGAAAGUUAGAGAAGAAAAUGAGAAGUUAAAGCUCUUACUCUCUACGGUUCUUACUGAUUAUAAAUCUCUUCAAAUGCAUGUCUCCAGAGUUUUCCGACCACAACAUGAAGCUUCGAUGGAGCUAGAUAUUAAUAGCCACGACGAUUUUGGUGUAGAUAUAUCUCUUAGGCUUGGAAGACCAGACCUGAAUGUCUCCAAAAGUGUAGAUGAAAUAGAUAAGAUUAGUCUGGACAAUAUUUCUGAUGAGAUCAGUGAGAGGUCAGAUAAGAAAAGAUCUGCACUCGGUUUAGGAUUUGGGAUUCGAAGCUGUGAAGAUCUCUAUACUGAUCAAACCAUGAAGUUCGAUUGUCUUUGUAAGGAUGUUAAAAUCAAAAACGUGGAUAAUAAAUGCAUAUCUUCGAGGAAAGAUGUCAAAGCGGCUAGAAACGAAGAUCAUCAAGAGGUUUUGGAAGGACAAGAGCAAACGGGUUUAAAGAAAACUAGGGUUUGUGUGAAAGCCCCAUGUGAAGACCCAUCAAUAAACGAUGGUUGCCAAUGGAGGAAGUACGGUCAGAAGACUGCAAAAGCGAAUCCUCUUCCACGAGCCUAUUACCGCUGCUCCAUGUCCUCAAAUUGUCCCGUCAGAAAACAGGUGCAAAGAUGCGGAGAAGAUGAUACCUCCGCUUAUAUGACGACGUACGAAGGAACUCACGACCAUCCGCUUCCCAUGGAAGCAACCAACAUGGCUGCCGGAACUUCAGCUGCUGCCUCCUUAUUACAAUCAGGCUCAUCCUCCUCCGCCAGCCUAAGCUGUUUCUUCCCUUUUCACAACGUCUCUUUCUCCACCACUAACUCUCACCCCACGGUAACACUUGACCUCACACGACCAAACUAUGAUCCAGAUCAACUACCAAACUACCCUCUAUCUUCCUCCUCGCUCAGCUUCUCUUCAUCUGAUCGUCCAUCUCCCUCAAACAGUCAGACCUUAAGCUUCAGUGGCUUGAGAUCACAAGCUCCCUUGAUUAAAUAUUCACAAAUGUCCUCUUUAUCACAUCAAACCAAACUUUCUGGACAGCAAUAACUAUAUACAAUUUUUUUUCCCUUUGUCAUCAGUGUCUUCAUAUUCUUUUCUAAUACCCAUGCUAUAUAUUUUGAUAGAUAUAUCUCUGUGUCGGAUGUUAUG